Molecule: messenger RNA, 587 nt
Organism: Antrostomus carolinensis (chuck-will's-widow)
Lineage: Eukaryota; Metazoa; Chordata; Aves; Caprimulgiformes; Caprimulgidae
Product: TRPM8 channel-associated factor 2-like
Exons: 2
Biological process (GO): positive regulation of protein targeting to membrane
Cellular component (GO): plasma membrane
Molecular function (GO): transmembrane transporter binding
Source: RefSeq, a predicted model, not a curated record
GUUGGAUGCACGCUGGCUACCCAGUCAUGCAUCACUUGGAGUCAGUGGCGGAGAUGACAGACGUGCAGUCCCUCCAAGCCAAUGGCCUUUGGGGUGCCAUUCAUGAGCUGGGCCACAAUCAGCAGCGAUCUGAAUGGGAGUUUCCCCCUCACACCACCGAAGCCACCUGCAAUCUCUGGUCUGUAUAUGUAAAUGAGACCGUGUUGGACAUCCCCAGAGAUAAGGCCCACGAUGCGCUUGCACUAGACCAGAGAAAGCAGAGGAUUCAAGAUUACAUGGAAAAUGGAGCACAGCUGAAGGACUGGGAAGUAUUUACUGCCCUGGAGACUUACCUGCAGCUGCAAGAGGCCUUUGGAUGGGAAGCCUUCAUUGAAAUCUUUUCUGAAUACCAAAAGAUGUCCGAGCUCCCAGAUGACAACGAUUCAAAAAUGAAUCUGUGGGCAGAAACCUUUUCUCAUCUGGUGAAGAAGAAUUUGAGUCCUUUCUUUAAGGCCUGGGGGUGGCCAAUCGAGGAGAGCCUUUCCCAGCAACUGGCUGAUUCUUUCCCCAGUUGGUCAGAUGAUCCAAUGAAGCAAUAUAUCUCCUAA